Messenger RNA from Fonsecaea monophora, 666 nucleotides. RefSeq lists its product as hypothetical. The transcript has 2 exons. The record is from RefSeq and is a predicted model, not a curated record. Bases 1 to 666 code for a protein of 221 amino acids. NCBI's taxonomy places the organism in Eukaryota, Fungi, Ascomycota, Eurotiomycetes, Chaetothyriales, Herpotrichiellaceae. Gene Ontology annotation, biological process: regulation of transcription by RNA polymerase II. Gene Ontology annotation, molecular function: RNA polymerase II transcription regulatory region sequence-specific DNA binding; DNA-binding transcription factor activity, RNA polymerase II-specific. Gene Ontology annotation, cellular component: nucleus.
AUGGUUAGGGAAAACCAGCUCGUAUCCAAACCCGAAAACAAUGACAGUUACUGUCGUCCCUGCGAUCGGGUGUUCAUUUCACUCGAUGGAGGUCUGAAUCACUGCCGCAAUGCCGAUGCCCACCGAGGAGAGUGGUGCGAGCGGUGCAAGUGGUUAUUCGUCUCACCUCAGGCAUGCCAGUAUCAUGUGGACAAUUCCCACCGGCAUAACGUCUGUGUGCCUUGCGACCUGGACUUUGGUACCGCCGCACUGCUCAGAUCGCACGACGUCGAAGUCCACAACAUGUGUGCGGAAUGUGGCAAAUACUUCAACAACCCCAAUGAUCUGACACAGCACAAGCGAAGUCAUCUCCCUUUGAAGAUCGAGUGCCUCGGCUGCGACCGCAUGUUUUCGGAAUUCGCUGCCAUGAUGAUCCAUCUGGAAUCGGGCAAGUGUGUGAGUGGGAUUGAUAGGGACGAUGUCGACAACUAUAUCUUCGACACUUACGAGAGAUGCGGCACCUAUGUCAAUCACUGGCUCGACGACAAGCGAUAUCAGUGUCCCGACUGUGCAACCGACUUCCGCUUCGCGAGUGCUCUGUGCCAGCACGUGGCGACCAACGGAUGCGAUCAGCCGCCGAUGAGUACCUUUCACGACAUUGAAAAGAGUAUCAAGUUGCGAAUCUAG